Molecule: messenger RNA, 18343 nt
Organism: Coregonus sp. 'balchen'
Lineage: Eukaryota; Metazoa; Chordata; Actinopteri; Salmoniformes; Salmonidae
Source: the annotation of a GenBank genome assembly
GGUGAGUGAACGGUGACAUCGUGGUCUCUGCCGCUCUUCUAAAAAUUAUAGAAAAUAAAGUAUUUGUCCACUCUAGAACCCCAGCUACUUUCCAUUGGUAAUAAGUGUUUAUUUGUGUUAUUUCAACAGGUCGCAGCCAUGGGUCGCCGCCCAGCCCGAUGGUGAGUGUUUUUGUCGCGUAGUUUUAGCUCCAGUAUAAAGUCUGACACUGGGUGAAAAUACAAAAUGGCGGAUGUGUCUGCACAAUGUGCAGCAAUGAGCCGGCUAACUACAUUCGCAGGGUUGCUGUGAAAUGAUUUAUAUGCCGUAACGUAAACUUGUGUUGUCAUUAAACUGACUAGCUAGAUGGUAUGUUACACACUGUCAGCGAUGUCUACGUCCCCGUCAUAUACCUAGUUAACACUAACUCCUCUGUAGCUCAGCUGGUAGAGCACGGCGCUUGUAACGCCAAGGUAGUGGGUUCAAUCCCCGGGACCACCCAUACACAAAAAUGUAUGCACGCAUGACUGUAAGUCGCUUUGGAUAAAAGCGUCUGCUAAAUGGCAUAUUAUUAUAUUAUUAACUCAUGUAGCUAGCUGGAUUAGAAGGCUAACACCGCUAAUGGCAUUAGGUAGCGAAACUAGACGAUGCAACUUGUGGGUGGCGCAACAUACUUAUUUAUGGAGUUUAUUGGUGUCUUACAUUGGUCUGUGAUUAUUGGUACACAUUACACAGCAUAGUGAGGUUUAUACCGUACAGAAUAAAGAUAGCUCAGUUGGUAGAGCAUGGCGCUUGCAACGCCAGGGUUGUGGGUUCGAUUCCCACGAGGGGCCAGUAUGAAAAUGUAUGCACUCAAUAACUGUAAGUCGCUCUGGAUAAGCCUAUUCCUUUAUAGCCUGAAUAACCUUUUCAAUAAAUGCUCAACAAUUUACAGAAUGCGAGAGAACAAAGCAGCCCAAAACAUCAAAGUUUGUCUCGAUGUCAGAUGAUCUGGUCCAGAUAGCCGAAGUCCAUUUACAUUUUCUAUAGUGGACAAUCCAGUGACUAUUUUAAAAGACACAUUUAGCCUUCUGUCCAUUUGUUCUGAAUAUGACUUGAGUUUUUAUGCCUGCUGGCUUUCUCUCUCCUCCCACCGCUGUACUUCAUGACCAAACAAUGAAUUUAUCUAACACUGAAGGCUAAUGUCAGUUGCAUGCUAAAUUGACUGCAUCACUACUUGUCUUUGUGAGAGGUGUUGAAGGCACCGAACUGUCUGUUCAAACAGCUCAGACACCCAUACAUACCCCACAAGACAUGCCACCAGGGGUCCCUUUACAGUUUAGAACCGAGGCCAUGAAACUCAGUACUACAUAGAGCCAUGACUACAUGGAACUCUAUUCCACAUCAAGUAACUCAAGCAAGCCGUAAAAUCAGACUUAAAAAAAUAAAUAAAUAAUCAAAUUUAUACUCAGGACAACAUGGACUGUGAAGAGACACACUCUAGUAACACACCCAUUACAAAUGUAUAAUACAACAUUACAAUGUUUUUUUAUUUAUGAUGUAGGCUGUUGCCUUUUAUGUAAUUUUUUAUUCCUGUCUGGACCCCAGGAAGAGUAGCUGUUGAAUUGGUGGCAGCCUAUGGGGAUUCUAAUAAAUACUAAACAAGAACAUGUGUUCUUAACUGCAGCUUAUUAAGCCGACCAGUCUCGCUGCAGUGUGGUUCUGGUGUGCAGUGGCUGCAGACAGUGACUCUGUGGUUGUGUAUGAGGCCAGCUGGGAGGUGCUGGCCCCUUUAAGGGACCGCUGAGACAAAACGUUACAAUGUUUUAAUUCUGCCAACUACUGAGGGUGUAGCUAGUUGACUGUUUGCUAUGUCUAUUUGGUCGCUUACAGCUGGAAUGUGACCUUUUGAGCGACCUGACCAAAUUCACAGAAAUAUGAGUUAUAUACUGAACAGAAAUGUAAACGCUACAUGUAAAGUGUUGAUCCCAUGUUUCAUGAGCUGAAAUAACAGAUCCCAGCAACUUUCCACAUGCUCAAAGAGUGGCCUAUUCCUUUAUAGCCUGAAUAACCUUUUUCAAUAAAUUUAACAAUUUACAGCCAUUUUACAUUUUCUAUAGUGGACAAUCCAGUGACUAUUUUAAAAGACACAUUUAGUCUUCUGUCCAUUUGUUCUGAAUAUGACUUCAGUUUUUAUGCCUGCUGGCUUUCUCCCUCCUCCCGCCGCAGUACUUCAUGAUCAAACAAUGAAUUUAUCUAAUGCCGUAAGUUCUCAAAGUUUUGAAUAACCUAAAAACAUGCUAGGCAAUAAUCAGGUAGAACAAACAAUAGAAAGAUGGAAAAAUCUAAGGAAUAGUUUGCCACAAACCUUACAGUUGAGCAAAGCUUAGUCUAAAAUAAAUUAUUCAUGCAUCCCUCCUCGCUGUUGCGAAACAAACGGCCAAAAAGCGAAAUCCUACAAAUUAACUUUACAUUUACGUCAUUUAGCAGACGCUCUUAUCCAGAGCGACUUACAAAUAGGUGCAUUCACCCUAUAGCCAGUGGGAUAACCACUUUACAAUAUCUUUUUUUUUUUAGGGGGGGGGGGGGGGUAGAAGGAUUACUUUAUCCUAUCCCAGGUAUUCCUUAAAGAGGUGGGGUUUCAAAUGUCUCCGGAAGGUGGUGAGUGACUCCGCUGUCCUGGCGUCGUGAGGGAGCUUGUUCCACCAUUGGGGUGCCAGAGCAGCGAACAGUUUUGACUGGGCUGAGUGGGAACUAUGCUUCCGCUGAGGAAGGGGAGCCAGCAGGCCAGAGGUGGAUGAACGCAAUGCCCUCGUUUGGAUGUAGGGACUGAUCAGAGCCUGAAGGUACAGAGGUGCCGAUCCCCUCACAGCUCCAUAGGCAAGCACCAUGGUCUUGUAACAGAUGCGAGCUUCAACUGGAAGCCAGUGGAGUGUGCGGAGGAGCGGGGUGACGUGAGAGAACUUGGGAAGGUUGAACACCAGACGGGCUGCGGCAUUCUGGAUGAGUUGUAGGGGUUUAAUGGCACAGGCAGGGAGCCCAGCCAACAGCGAGUUGCAGUAAUCCAGACGGGAGAUGACAAGUGCCUGGAUUAGGACCUGUGCCGCUUCCUGUGUAAGGCAGGGUCGUACUCUCCGAAUGUUGUAGAGCAUGAACCUGCAGGAUCGGGUCACCGCCUUGAUGUUAGCGGAGAACGACAGGGUGUUGUCCAGGGUCACGCCAAGGCUCUUCGCACUCUGGGAGGAGGACACAACGGAGUUGUCAACCGUGAUGGCGAGAUCAUGGAACGGGCAGUCCUUCCCCGGGAGGAAGAGCAGCUCCGUCUUGCCAGGGUUCAGCUUGAGGUGGUGAUCCGUCAUCCAUACUGAUAUGUCUGCCAGACAUGCAGAGAUGUGAUUCGCCACCUGGUUAUCAGAGGGGGGAAAGGAGAAGAUUAGUUGUGUAUCGUCUGCGUAGCAAUGAUAGGAGAGGCCAUGUGAGGAUAUGACAGAGCCAAGUGACUUGGUGUAUAGGGAGAAUAGGAGAGGGCCUAGAACUGAGCCCUGGGGGACACCAGUGGUGAGAGCACCUGGUGCGGAGACAGCUUCUCGCCACGCCACUUGGUAGGAGCGACCGGUCAGGUAGGACGCGAUCCAGGAGUGAGCCGCGCCGGAGAUGCCCAGCUCGGAGAGGGUGGAGAGGAGGAUCUGAUGGUUCACAGUAUCAAAGGCAGCAGACAGGUCUAGAAGGACAAGAGGAGAGAGAGUUAGCUUUAGCAGUGCGGAGAGCCUCCGUGACACAGAGAAGAGCAGUCUCAGUUGAAUGACCAGUCCUGAAACCUGACUGGUUUGGAUCAAGAAGGUCGUUCUGAGAGAGAUAGCAAGAGAGUUGGCUAAAGACGGUACGCUCAAUAGUUUUGGAAAGAAAAGAAAGAAGGGAUACUGGUCUGUAGUUGUUGACAUCAGUGGGAUCGAGUGUUGGUUUUUUGAGAAGGGGUGCAACUCUCGCUCUCUUGAAGACGGAAGGGACAUAGCCAGCGGUCAAGGAUGAGUUGAUCAGCGAGGUGAGGUAGGGGAGAAGGUCACCGGAGAUGGUCUGGAGAAGAGAGGAGGGGAUGGGGUCAAGCGGGCAGGUUGUUGGGCGGCCUGCAGUCACAAGUCGCAAGAUUUUAUCUGGAGAGAGAGGGGAGAAAGAAGUCAAAGCAUAGGGUAGGGCAGUGUGAGCAGGACCAGCAGUGUCAUUAGACUUAACAAACGAGGAUCGGAUGUCGUCAACCUUCUUUUCAAAGUGGUUGACGAAGUCAUCCACAGAGAGAGAGGAGGGGGGGGGGGGAUUCAGCAGGGAGGAGAAUGUGGCAAAGAGCUUCCUAGGGUUAGAGGCAGAUGCUUGGAAUUUAGAGUGGUAGAAAGUGGCCUUAGCAGCAGAAACAGAUGAAGAAAAUGUAGAGAGGAGGGAGUGAAAAGAUGCCAGGUCGGCAGGGAGUUUAGUUUUCUUCCAUUUCCGCUCCACUGCCCGGAGCUCUGUUCUGUGAGCUCGCAAUGAGUCAUCAAGCCACGGAGCUGGAGGGGAGGACCGAGCCGGCCGGGAGGAUAGGGGACACAGAGAGUCAAAGGAUGCAGAAAGGGAGGAGGGUUGAGGAGGCAGAAUCAGGAGAUUGGAGGGAGAAUGAUUGAGCAGAGGGAAGAGAUGAUAGGAUGGAAGAGGAGAGAGUAGUGGGAGAGAGAGAGCGAAGGUUGCGGUGGCGCAUUACCAUCUGUGUAGGGGCAGAGUGAGUAGUGUUGGAGGAGAGCGAGAGAGAAAAGGAUACAAAGUAGUGGUCGGAGACUUGGAGGGGAGUUGCAGUGAGAUUAGUAGAAGAGCAGCAUCUAGUAAAGAUGAGGUCAAGCGUAUUGCCUGCCUUGUGAGUAGGGGGGGACGGUGAGAGGGUGAGGUCAAAAGAGGAGAGGAGUGGAAAGAAGGAGGCAGAGAGAAAUGAGUCAAAUGUAGACGUAGGGAGGUUGAAAUCCCCCAAAACUGUGAGGGGUGAGCCAUCCUCAGGAAAGGAACUUAUCAAGGCGUCAAGCUCAUUGAUGAACUCUCCAAGGGAACCUGGAGGGCGAUAGAUGACAGCAUUUCAAAAUGCUUUUUAAAAUAGCAUUUCAAAAGCAUUAAAGGAGUAUUUCACUUUUACAACUUGAUGUUAGAUGAUUCCUCACCCUGAAAGUAGUCUAUGGACCAGGAGAAACUAAUCCAUGGUUCGGUUUUCUUUAAACAGCCACUAGAAACUUCAGCUAACUUUAGCCACCGCAAGUUAACAAUCAAUGGAAGUGAUGGGGGCAUGUGAGCAUGUUUUUUAAAUGUCAAAAUCACCUAAGUAACAUCAAACCAAAUAUGGAGUUGAUUUCAGGUGAUUUGGGCUUUUUAAACAUGCUCACAUCACUUCCAUUGAUUUGUUAACUACUUUCAGGGUGAGGAACCAUCUAACAUCAAGUUGUAAAAUACUAUUUUAAGGCAAGUUAAUAUUAUGGAGUUUUCUUUGUAGCUCAUUUGGUAGAGCAUGGUGCUUGAAAUGCGUUGCUUGUAAUGCCAGGGUAGUGGGUUCCAUUCCCGGGACCACCCAUAUGUAAAAUGUAUGCACGCAUGACUGUCACUUUGUAUAAAAACGUCUGCUAAAUGGCAUAAUUAUUCCCAAAUAGGCUAAUAGUGUUUAAUGUCCUGAAGCUUCAGCUUUCAAAUAGGAACAAUUGUGAGUCUUAUAGGUGAUUUCUUUAUCACAACUUUUUUUUUUUAUUACGACUAUUACAGGCAACAACAAGUGAAAUUGUCAGACCACUUCAAGAUGGAAAAAUCAAAUGAAGUCAAACGGGAACUUAGAGCUGAGCAAAGCUUAUGAAGGAAACGAAGUGUAGAGUAGGCCUAUUUCCAUAGCUUAUUAUUGGCAGUGUAUAUGGAACCUACCGGCAACGUAUAGAGGUGUUGUAAGAGGAAGAUUAGGCAGAUCAUUAAAUAAUGAUUCUGUUCUGGGGACGGCAGAGUUGUGCUCUGCAGCUGGGCCCUUCAUGGGGACGGCAGAGUUGGGCCCUUCAUGGGGACGGCAGAGUUGUGCUCCGCAGCUGGGCCCUUCAUGGGGACGGCAGAGUUGUGCUCCGCAGCUGGGCCCUUCAUGGGGACGGCAGAGUUGUGCUCUGCAGCUGGGCCCUUCAUGAUUUACAACAAAUCACGUGACUCACAACCAGUGAGGCAGUCUUGCACGUCGACAUCUCCUUCGUGCCACAGAGAGGAAUAGGCUAUUUUUGUACAGAUUUUUUUUUUGUGUGGCUGAAAUAUAUUUUGUCAUGGUUAAUCUCAUCCCUCCUGUAGCAUGUUUACGCCAGCAGUCCUUUUUUAGCUGUGUUUUUUGCGUUUGACCUUUUUGGGGGUUGGCCAUUGUAUAUCAAUGUUUUAUGGGUACUUAAUCACGAUUGGACAGAGGUUGACAUCGCCCAAUCCUAGUACUGCAGACUCUGGUUGUUUGAGGCCAGCUGGAAGGUGCUGGCCCCUUUAAGGGACCGCUGAGGCAACAUGCUGACUGGUUAGAUUUCCUUUACACGCUAAUAAACAUGGCGUUCUCUGGAGAACUUCUGAUCACUCCUACAUUGUUGGCAUUUCCCUGUGUUGAAUGUAAAAGUAGCUGACACAACCACUUGACCAACCAAAUUGUGACUGAGCCAGUAGCCUAUAGUAGUGCUACUGUAGGUAGUCAGUUAGCUACGAGCCGCUACUGUAGGUAGUCAGUUAGCUACGAGAAGCUACUGUAGGUAGUCAGUUAGCUACGAGCCGCUACUGUAGGUAGUCAGUUAGCUACGAGCCGCUACUGUAGGUAGUCAGUUAGCUACGAGCAGCUACUGUAGGUAGUCAGUUAGCUACGAGCCGCUACUGUAGGUAGUCAGUUAGCUACGAGCCGCUACUGUAGGUAGUCAGUUAGCUACGAGCCGCUACUGUAGGUAGUCAGUUAGCUACGAGCAGCUACUGUAGGUAGUUAGUUAGCUACGAGCCGCUACUGUAGGUAGUCAGUUAGCUACGAGCCGCUACUGUAGGUAGUCAGUUAGCUACGAGCCGCUACUGUAGGUAGUCAGUUAGCUACGAGAAGCUACUGUAGGUAGUCAGUUAGCUACGAGCCGCUACUGUAGGUAGUCAGUUAGCUACGAGCAGCUACUGUAGGUAGUCAGUUAGCUACGAGCCGCUACUGUAGGUAGUCAGUUAGCUACGAGCAGCUACUGUAGGUAGUCAGUUAGCUACGAGCAGCUACUGUAGGUAGUCAGUUAGCUACGAGCAGCUACUGUAGGUAGUCAGCUGACAAUUGUUUGAUUAAACCAUCUGUCUCUCCCUUAGCUAUCGCUACUGCAAGAACAAGCCCUACCCCAAGUCCCGCUUCUGUCGCGGUGUGCCUGGUAAGUUCUCUCUCCUUUACCUUGAGGUUAUUCCCACUCAAACAAGAAAAUUAGUUGGCCCAGAACAGAGCAGCACCUCAGGCCCCUAAAUGGACACUGAAGGCUAAUGUCAGUUGCAUGCUAAAUUGACUGCAUCACUACUUGUCUUGGUGAGAGGUGUUGAAGGCACCGAACUGUCUGUUCAAACAGCUAACACACAGCUCAGACACCCAUACAUACCCCACAAGACAUGCCACCAGGGGUCUCUUUACAGUUUAGAACCGAGGCCAUGAAACUCAGUACUACAUAGAGCCAUGACUACAUGGAACUCUAUUCCACAUCAAGUAACUCAAGCAAGCCGUAAAAUCAGACUUAAAAAAAAAAAAACUCAAAUUUACACUCAGGACAACAUGGACUGUGAAGAGACACACUCUAGUAACACACACAUUACAAAUGUAUAAUACAACAUUACAAUGUUUUUUAUUUAUGAUGUAGGCUGUUGCCUUUUAUGUAAUUUUUUAUUCCUGUCUGGACCCCAGGAAGAGUAGCUGUUGAAUUGGUGGCAGCCUAUGGGGAUUCUAAUAAAUACUAAACAAGAACAUGUGUUCUUAACUGCAGCUUAUUAAGCCGACCAGUCUCGCUGCAGUGUGGUUCUGGUGUGCAGUGGCUGCAGACAGUGACUCUGUGGUUGUGUAUGAGGCCAGCUGGGAGGUGCUGGCCCCUUUAAGGGACCGCUGAGACAAAACGUUACAAUGUUUUAAUUCUGCCAACUACUGAGGGUGUAGCUAGUUGACUGUUUGCUAUGUCUAUUUGGUCGCUUACAGCUGGAAUGUGACCUUUUGAGCGACCUGACCAAAUUCACAGAAAUUAGUUAUAUACUGAACAGAAAUGUAAACGCUACAUGUAAAGUGUUGAUCCCAUGUUUCAUGAGCAGAAAUCACAGAUCCCAGCAACUUUCCAUAUGCUCAAAAAGCUUAUUUCUCUCCAUUUUGUGCACAAAUUUGUUUACAUCCCUGUUAGUGAGCAUUUCUCCCUUUGCCAAGAUAAUCCAUCCACCUGACAGGUGUGGCAUAUCAAGAAGCAGAUUAAACAGCAUGAUCAUUACACAGGUGCACCUUGUGCUGGGGACAAUAAAAUGCCCCUCUAAAAUGUGCAGUUUUGUCACACAACACAAUGCCACAGAUGUCUCAAGUUUUUAAGGAGCAUGCAAUUGGCAUGCUGACCACAGGAGUGUCCACCAGAGCUGUUGCCAGAGAAUUGAAUGUUAAUUUCUUUACGUCGUUUUAGUGAAUUUGUCAGUACGUCCAACCGGCCUCACAACCGCAGACCACGUGUAACCACGCCAGCCCAGGACCUCCACAUCCGGCUUCUUCACCUGCGUGAUCGUCUGAGACCAGCCACCCAGACAGCUGAUGAAACUGGGUUUGCACAACCAAAGAACUUCUGCACAAACUGUCAGAAACCAUCUCAGCUCAUCUGCGCGCUCGUCGUCCUCACCAGGGUCUUGACCUGACUGCACUUCAGAGGGCAAAUGCCCACCUUCGAUGGCCACUGACACACUGGGGAAGUGUGCUCUUCAUGGAUGAAUCCUGGUUUCAACUGUACCGGGCAGACUGCGUGUGUGUCGUCGUGUGGGAGAGCGGUUUGCUGAUGUCAACAUUGUGAACAGAGUGCCCCAUGGUGGCAGUGGGGUUAUGGUACGGGCAGGCAUAAGCUACGGACAACGAACACAAUUGCAUUUUAUCCAUGGCAAUUUGAAUGCACAGAGAUACCGUGACGAGAUCCUGAGGCCCAUUGUCGUGCCAUUCAUCCGCCGCCAUCACCUCAUGUUUCAGUAUGAUAAUGCACGGCCCCAUGUUGCAAGGAUCUGUACACAAUUCCUGGAAGCUGAAAAUGUCCCAGUUCUUCUAUGGCAUUCUCAUCAGACAUGUCACUCAUUGAGCAUGUUUGGGAUGCUCUGGAUCGACGUGGACGACAGCGUGUUCAGGUCCCGCCAAUAUCCAGCAACUUCGCACAGCCAUUGAAGAGGAGUGGGACAACAUUCCACAGGCCACAGUCAAAAGCCUGAUCAACUCUAUGCGAAGGAGAUGUGUCUCGCUGCAUGAGAAAAAUGGUAGUCACACCAGAUACUGACUGGUUUUCUGAUCAACACCCCUACUUAAAAAAAAAAAAAAAGGUAUCUGUGACCAACCGAUGCACAGUCAUGAAAGCCAUAGAUUAGGACCUAAUUCAUUUAUUUAUAUUGACUGAUUUCCGUAUGAACUGUAACUCAGUAAAACCGUUGAUUGUUGCGUUUUUGUUCAGUCAGUCGUUGGACGAAGAAGCAGUAAAUCUAUUUCUAUGCCUUAAGUUUUUCAUUUUUGAGUCUUAAUUUUGGUUUUGUACACCAGCUGAAAAUACUCUUUGGUAAUGGAAAAUAUCAGUGGUUCAGAUGGUACAAUGAUUCUUUGCACCAGGGUUUCCUAAACUCUCUCCUUGGGCCCCCCUGGGGGCAACAUUUUGGUUUUUGCCCUAGCGCUAACACAGCUGAUUCAAAUAACCAACUCAUCUUGACUGUUAGCGCUAGGGCAAAAACCAAAACGUUACCCCCAGGGGGGCCCCAGGACAGAGUUUAGGAAACCCUGGUGCAAAGAAUCAUUGUACCAUCUGAACCACAGUGAAAUACGUUUUCCAUACCUACAAAUAUUGUAUUUUCAGCUGGUGCACAAAACCAAAAGUAAAACUGGGGGGCCCCGGACAGAGUUUGGGAAACAGCUUGUUUUGUCACAAAAUGAAAUUAGGUAACCUCUUAGAACCAGGAAAUGGAGGAGUGAUUUCUGCAUAGUGCACCUUUUUUAAAGACAUUCAGAACAUCAUGAACUAUUUAACCUCUCCUGUCUCCUCUCUGUAGAUCCUAAGAUCAGGAUCUUUGACCUGGGCAGGAAGAAGGCCAGGGUGGAUGAGUUCCCUCUGUGUGGUCACAUGGUCUCUGACGAGUACGAGCAGCUGUCCUCCGAAGGUGAGGGGGCUGGGGUAUCUCUGGAGACAGUCACCUUCUCUGACCCACACACACACACAGACCAGGCACAUACUCACUCACUCACAAUGUUACACACACAUUGUCUUCUGAAAUGCAAGGUCAGAUCACCAUGUCACAUUGAUGUACUUUCCAUAUCUCCCAUCUUUCCUCUGGAGGCAGCCUGUCUGUUAACUCUCUCCUCUGGAGGCAGCCUGUCUGUUAACUCUCUCCUCUGGAGGCAGCCUGUCUGUUAACUCUCUCCUCUGGAGGCAGCCUGUCUGUUAACUCUCUCCUCUGGAGGCAGCCUGUCUGUUAACUCUCUCCUCUGGAGGCAGCCUGUCUGUUAACUCUCUCCUCUGGAGGCAGCCUGUCUGUUAACUCUCCCAUCUCUCCUGUAGCUCUGGAGGCAGCCCGUAUCUGUGCCAACAAGUACAUGGUGAAGACUUGUGGAAAGGACGGCUUCCACAUCCGGGUCCGCCUGCACCCCUUCCAUGUCAUCCGUAUCAACAAGAUGUUGUCCUGCGCUGGGGCUGAUAGGUACUGCACUCACUCUUCUACAAACUCCUAACACACACACACACACACACACACCUGCAGCUUAUUAAGCCGACCAGUCUCGCUGCAGUGUGGUUCUGGUGUGCAGUGGCUGCAGACAGUGACUCUGUGGUUGUGUAUGAGGCCAGCUGGGAGGUGCUGGCUUCUUUAAGGGACCGCUGAGACAACCUUUACAACUUGUGCUGCUGCUAUAUGUCAGACCAGGGGAUUUUUUAGAGCAGAGGGUUCGCCGGGGGGGGGGCGGGGGGGGGGGGGGCAGAGGGUUCGCCUGGGGGGGGGGGGCCUGAUGGUCAGUCUCAGCAGAGGGUGGGGAGCAGAGGGUUCGCCUCUCGGUCUCUGCUCCGGUCUCAGCAGAGGGGGGGGAGCAGAGGGUUCGCCUGGGGGGGGGGGGCCUGAUGGUCAGUCUCAGCAGAGGGUGGGAAGCAGAGGGUUCGCCUGGGGGGGGGUCUGAUGGUCAGUCUCAGCAGAGGGUGGGAAGCAGAGGGUUCGCCUGGGGGGGGGGCCUGAUGGUCAGUCUCAGCAGAGGGUGGGAAGCAGAGGGUUCGCCUGGGGGGGGGGCCUGAUGGUCAGUCUCAGCAGAGGGCUCUGCUCCGGUGAGACUGACCAGAGAGAGGGGACAGUCUUUCACCUAAUGGCCAAACUGGAGUCACAUUGUCUGCCUCAUGUUCCUAAUGACCAGAGAAAGUGAAAUAUUCCUAAACAUGAAAAUAGACCGGACUAUCUGCUAAUAAUAAAAACAGGUCUAUUGAUUCCAGCUGCAGCGCGAGUGGUAGGAAUUCAAACAGCACCUCUUUGCUGUAUUCUGUGACUCUCUGUGGUCAUGGUUUUAAAAGUAAUGAAAUCUCACCCAGGCUAGUAUCAGACUUUGCUGUGGGUUGGUGGACGCUGUAGGCCAAUGAUUUGAGCUAUCCGAUUGGCCAGCUCAAUAGGGCAGUUUGAUUUAGCCACAGCUCUCCUGGUCCACUGGGUAGGUCGAGUUUUUCCCUUCAGAUAAAUGAAAUAGUUCAAAAUGGGAACACUUUGCCUACCCAACGCACAGGGCUUCUGAGUCAACCUACUGUCAACCUACUGUCAACCUACUGUCAACCUACUGUCAACCGCGCAAGACCAAAAAAAAGAGCCUUAAUCGUUGACUGUUCUACAGCUUGGUGAUCGACCGGUUGGUGACCUCUGACAUCGAGUGUAGGGUGCCAUUUAAAGUCCAAGAUCAUUACAUGUGUUUUGUCUAUAAUUAAAUGUGUUCUCUCUGUGCGUCCAAUUCAACGUGGUUUGUUCUGUGUCUCUAGGCUCCAGACGGGGAUGCGUGGUGCGUUCGGCAAACCUCUGGGCACCGUGGCCCGUGUUAGAAUCGGUCAGGUGAUCAUGUCUGUCCGCACCAAGGCCAGCAACAAGGAGCACAUUAUAGAGGCUCUCCGCAGAGCCAAGUUCAAGUUCCCCGGACGCCAGAAGGUAACACACACAGACACACACUGUGGAUAACUGAUCAAAUGUGGUAGUGAUCAUUGUAAAGGUAUUUAACCAAAUAUUUUUUUUAUGUAAAUGAAAUGUUGAAGAAGUGUCGAGACACUUUUUGUGAUUUCACUUGGUUUUUGAAAUUUACCCCAACCAACAAUGGACUUCCUCAGGCAUUUACAUAAAACAAUCUAGAUUUGGUAAGUAAAAAAAUAAGCUACCUUGUCCUUUAACCCUCUGCUGUCUAAGCCGGGGGGGGUUCUACUAAGCUGUAUGCAAUGAGGUCAUACCAAGGGUCAUUUGGCUUUUUGAUGUAGAAUGUUAAGACCCCUUGAAGUAUCAAAAUAUCUAUAAAAAAUGAUUUGAGAAAUUGAAUUUGGCUUUACUGCUAUUAGCCCAUACAAACACAUUGAAUAACAGAUAGUCCUUACUGCUAUUAGCCCAUACAAACACAUUGAAUAACAGAUAGUCCUUACUGCUAUUAGCCCAUACAAACACAUUGAAUAACAGAUAGUCCUUACUGCUAUUAGCCCAUACAAACACAUUGAAUAACAGAUAGUCCUUACUGCUAUUAGCCCAUACAAACACAUUGAAUAACAGAUAGUCCUUACUGCUAUUAGCCCAUACAAACACAUUGAAUAACAGAUAGUCCUUACUGCUAUUAGCCCAUACAAACACAUUGAAUAACAGAUAGGCCUUACUGCUAUUAGCCCAUACAAACACAUUGAAUAACAGAUAGUCCUUACUGCUAUUAGCCCAUACAAACACAUUGAAUAACAGAUUCACUACAUGGAACAACAGAUAGUCCUUACUGCUAUUAGCCCAUACAAACACAUUGAAUAACAGAUUCACUACAUGGAACAACAGAUAGUCCUUACUGCUAUUAGCCCAUACAAACACAUUGAAUAACAGAUUCACUACAUGGAACAACAGAUAGUCCUUACUGCUUUAGCCCAUACAAACACAUUGAAUAACAGAUAGUCCUUACUGCUAUUAGCCCAUACAAACACAUUGAAUAACAGAUAGUCCUUACUGCUAUUAGCCCAUACAAACACAUUGAAUAACAGAUUCACUACAUGGAACAGCAUAUAGUCCUUACUGCUAUUAGCCCAUACAAACACAUUGAAUAACAGAUUCACUACAUGGAACAACAGAUAGUCCUUACUGCUAUUAGCCCAUACAAACAUGAAAUAACAGAUUCACUACAUGGAACAACAGAUAGUCCUUACUGCUUUAGCCCAUACAAACACAUUGAAUAACAGAUAGUCCUUACUGCUAUUAGCCCAUACAAACACAUUGAAUAACAGAUUCACUACAUGGAACAACAGAUAGUCCUUACUGCUAUUAGCCCAUACAAACACAUUGAAUAACAGAUAGGCCUUACUGCUAUUAGCCCAUACAAACACAUUGAAUAACAGAUAGUCCUUACUGCUAUUAGCCCAUACAAACACAUUGAAUAACAGAUAGUCCUUACUGCUAUUAGCCCAUACAAACACAUUGAAUAACAGAUAGUCCUUACUGCUAUUAGCCCAUACAAACACAUUGAAUAACAGAUUCACUACAUGGAACAACAGAUAGUCCUUACUGCUAUUAUCCCAUAUAAACACAUUGAAUAACAGAUUCACUACAUGGAACAACAGAUAGUCCUUACUGCUAUUAGCCCAUACAAACACAUUGAAUAACAGAUUCACUACAUGGAACAACAGAUAGCCCUUACUGCUAUUAGCCCAUACAAACACAUUGAAUAACAGACUCACUACAUGGAACAACAGAUAGUCCUUACUGCUAUUAGCCCAUACAAACACAUUGAAUAACAGAUAGUCCUUACUGCUAUUAGCCCAUACAAACACAUUGAAUAACAGAUAGUCCUUACUGCUAUUAGCCCAUACAAACACAUUGAAUAACAGAUAGUCCUUACUGCUAUUAGCCCAUACAAACACAUUGAAUAACAGAUAGUCCUUACUGCUAUUAGCCCAUACAAACACAUUGAAUAACAGAUAGUCCUUACUGCUAUUAGCCCAUACAAAACACAUUGAAUAACAGAUUCACUACAUGGAACAACAGAUAGUCCUUACUGCUAUUAGCCCAUACAAACACAUUGAAUAACAGAUUCACUACAUGGAACAACAGAUAGUCCUUACUGCUAUUAGCCCGUACAAACACAUUGAAUAACAGAUUCACUACAUUGAAUAACAGAGAGUCCUUACUGCUUUAGCCCAUACAAACACAUUGAAUAACAGAUUCACUACAUGGAACAACAGAUAGUCCUUACUGCUAUUAGCCCAUACAAACACAUUGAAUAACAGAUUCACUACAUGGAACAACAGAUAGUCCUUACUGCUAUUAGCCCAUACAAACACAUUGAAUAACAGAUUCACUACAUGGAACAACAGAUAGUCCUUACUGCUAUUAGCCCAUACAAACACAUUGAAUAACAGAUUCACUACAUGGAACAACAGAUAGUCCUUACUGCUAUUAUCCCAUAUAAACACAUUGAAUAACAGAUUCACUACAUGGAACAACAGAUAGUCCUUACUGCUAUUAGCCCAUACAAACACAUUGAAUAACAGAUUCACUACAUGGAACAACAGAUAGCCCUUACUGCUAUUAGCCCAUACAAACACAUUGAAUAACAGACUCACUACAUGGAACAACAGAUAGUCCUUACUGCUAUUAGCCCAUACAAACACAUUGAAUAACAGAUAGUCCUUACUGCUAUUAGCCCAUACAAACACAUUGAAUAACAGAUAGUCCUUACUGCUAUUAGCCCAUACAAACACAUUGAAUAACAGAUAGUCCUUACUGCUAUUAGCCCAUACAAACACAUUGAAUAACAGAUAGUCCUUACUGCUAUUAGCCCAUACAAACACAUUGAAUAACAGAUAGUCCUUACUGCUAUUAGCCCAUACAAAACACAUUGAAUAACAGAUUCACUACAUGGAACAACAGAUAGUCCUUACUGCUAUUAGCCCAUACAAACACAUUGAAUAACAGAUUCACUACAUGGAACAACAGAUAGUCCUUACUGCUAUUAGCCCGUACAAACACAUUGAAUAACAGAUUCACUACAUGGAACAACAGAUAGUCCUUACUGCUAUUAGCCCAUACAAACACAUUGAAUAACAGAUUCACUACAUGGAACAACAGAUAGUCCUUACUGCUAUUAGCCCAUACAAACACAUUGAAUAACAGAUAGGCCUUACUGCUAUUAGCCCAUACAAACACAUUGAAUAACAGAUAGUCCUUACUGCUAUUAGCCCAUACAAACACAUUGAAUAACAGAUAGUCCUUACUGCUAUUAGCCCAUACAAACACAUUGAAUAACAGAUUCACUACAUGGAACAACAGAUAGUCCUUACUGCUAUUAGCCCAUACAAACACAUUGAAUAACAGAUUCACUACAUGGAACAACAGAUAGUCCUUACUGCUAUUAGCCCGUACAAACACAUUGAAUAACAGAUUCACUACAUGGAACAACAGAUAGUCUUUACUGCUAUUAGCCCAUACAAACACAUUGAAUAACAGAUUCACUACAUGGAACAACAGAUAGUCCUUACUGCUAUUAGCCCAUACAAACACAUUGAAUAACAGAUUCACUACAUGGAACAACAGAUAGUCCUUACUGCUAUUAGCCCGUACAAACACAUUGAAUAACAGAUUCACUACAUGGAACAACAGAUAGUCCUUACUGCUAUUAGCCCAUACAAACACAUUGAAUAACAGAUUCACUACAUGGAACAACAGAUAGUCUUUACUGCUAUUAGCCCAUACAAACACAUUGAAUAACAGAUUCACUACAUGGAACAACAGAUAGUCUUUACUGCUAUUAGCCCAUACAAACACAUUGAAUAACAGAUAGUCCUCCAAAACAUUCUCAAGUUUGUUGUGAAGUGUCUGUCCUGUAUGUAUGUAUGUAUGUGUGUCUGUGUGUGUGUGUGUCUGUGUGUGUGUGUCUGUGUGUGUGUGUCUGUGUGUGUGUAUGUGUGUGUGGCAGAUCAGGGGUUUGGGUCAAGACGUUUACACAGAUCAGACACGGCCAGAGUGUGAUUAGCUCAGUUUCAACACAGAUCAGACACGGCCAGAGUAUGAUUAGCUCGUUUUCAAGGGUGUUUAUUAAUAAAAUAAUCAAAGAAAAGGUUAGGUCUACCCCAUGAGAUCCUCUCCACGAUACCGUCUCCAACUACUUCCCCCAGUCCUCCCCCAUGAGACCCUCUCCAGGAUACCGUCUCCAACUACUUCCCCCAGUCCUCCCCCAUGAGACCCUCUCCAGGAUACCGUCUCCAACUACUUCCCCCACUCCUCUCAUCUGCUGCCCUUCUGGCCGCUUUAUGGGCCUUGAGCAAUCCGCCCUUAAUUACUCCCCAGCUCCCAAUCAGCCCCAGUUAGUCCUGUGCGGGGAGCCCGGCGAGACCUGGCCCGUCCAGCAGAUGGAGCCACUGCCUCCUGAUGUAUACUCCAGCCCGGCGAGACCUGGCCCGUCCAGCAGAUGGAGCCACUGCCUCCUGAUGUAUACUCCAGCCCGGCGAGACCUGGCCCGUCCAGCAGAUGGAGCCACUGCCUCCUGAUGUAUACUCCAGCCCGGCGAGACCUGGCACGUCCAGCAGAUGGAGCCACUGCCUCCUGAUGUAUACUCCAGCCUGGCGAGACCUGGCCCGUCCAGCAGAUGGAGCCACUGCCUCCUGAUGUAUACUCCAGCCCGGCGAGACCUGGCCCGUCCAGCAGAUGGAGCCACGGCCUCCUGAUGUAUACUCCAGCCCGUCGAGACCUGGCCCGUCCAGCAGAUGGAGCCACGGCCUCCUGAUGUAUACUCCAGCCCGGCGAGACCUGGCCCGUCCAGCAGAUGGAGCCACUGCCUCCUGAUGUAUACUCCAGCCCGGCGAGACCUGGCCCGUCCAGCAGAUGGAGCCACCACCUCGUGAUGUAUACUCCCAUCUGUUACCAGGCCUCGACGAGUCUCCCCCUGGUGGCUGACCUGCUGUACGCCACAAAAUAUAUGUGUGAAGGAAAGAUCAGGAAACAUUUGUUUUUUCUUACAUGUAUUUAAACCCAUAUUUUUGGCAUUAAACAGUCUCCAUAUUAUACUUCCAUACCGGUGGACCUUCAGGCGAGUUGAGGCCUGUGGGCUUCCUAGUGCAAAACAACUGAGUCUCACCUUUCCACAGAGGGGGGGUCAUAUUAGUGUGUAGCCCAAACUGUCCACUCAACAGACAGGAGUUGGCAGAUCGGCUGCACCGACCUCUGUGGAGUCCCAAGACGCUUGUUGGGGUUUUAGAGCAAAACUGAGAACACCAUCGUUUUGGUGAGUCUCCUUUCCAUAGAGGUCAUAGUUUGUAGCCAAACCAUUCGGACGCUACAGACGAUUGUUGUGAGGAGACGGAUUUUCAAGGUUUUCUUAUGGUCUGACACGCCGCUCUAGCAAUGCCACCUUUCACAGCAGAUGUGGCAGUGUGACGUCGGCGGAUGCGGUGGAUUGAGACUCAUCCAACGGAUAUCUAACUUACACUGACAGAGUUUUAUGGAUUGCUUUAUUAUGCUAAUUCGAUGUCAGACUCUGUGGUUUAAACGUCUUAAGGGCCAGAGGUUGUGUUUCUACAUUUUAGUCAUUUAGCAGACGCUCUUAUCCAGAGCGACUUACAGUGAGUGAGUGCAUACAUUUUCAUACUGGCCCCCCGUGGGAAACGAACCCACAACCCUGGCGUUGCAAGCGCCAUGCUCUACCAACUGAGCUACAGGGGACUAUACUAAGCUAACAUUCAUUAACACACUGGGAAACAUUACUGUCUGUAGAGGACCUCUGAUCACUCUCACCUCUCCCUCUCCCUCUCUCAGAUCCACAUGUCCAAGAAGUAUGGCUUCACUAAGUUCAACGCGGUGGACUUUGAUCAAAUGAUGGCUGAGAAGCGUGUGAUUCCUGAUGGCUGUGGGGUGAAGUACAUCCCCUCGACUGGCCCCCUGGCUCGCUGGAAGAAGAUUCACGCCAUCUAGACACCCAACUACACAGUGACUGUCUAGA